AUGCUUACCAUCCUGUGGAUACUGCUCAGCUCUCUGCUCCUCGUGUCAGGGCUCCACCUUCCCAUCAGCUGUCCCCGGGCCAAGGAAUGUCAGCUGGCCCUCCUCUCCAACAACGAUGCUCUCUUGGAAUGUGGCAUCUCCCAGGCGCACUGGUACUUCUUUGGGCUGGACAGAGGUGACAAGCCCGUUAGCCUCUCCAUUAUUUCCAAUGCGAAACAGAAUCCAGAUGGAAGCCUCCUCAUCAAAAGCCCAUCACCCUUCAACACAGGCCUCUACGAAUGCCGGGACAAGAAUGGGAACCAAGUGACUGGGUAUAAGAUUGAUUUCCAGGAUAUCAAAAGGCUGCAUGUCACACAUAUAGACCUGGGUCAGAAGCCCCUGGCAAAUGAGACUCUGAACCUGGGCCACAGAGAGGUACUGUAUACCCGGUGGGGACCUUGGCAGAAAUGCAACAACUGUAAGAGCCAGGGGGAGCGCAAGCGCCUGGGGUACUGCUACGUUAAGGAGCCUCUGGAGGAGCCCGUACCCUGCGGGUUCUACUUGGGAGAGACAAAGACAUAUCAUGACCGAGUAAAGCCUGAGAUGCAGGUGGAAAACUGCCAUGAGACGUGCCAAGGCCCUCUGACGGGUGGAGACUAUGUCAUCUUCGAUAACUUCAGGCUCACAGAGUCAGAUUCUACACAGCUCACCUGUCCCUUUGCGUCCAUCUACAGGCCUGUGCGCUGGGAAGCCAACGGCAUUGCUCUGACAUGGCGGGAGCAGCUCUCCGGCAAGGACCUCAGCAGCUUCAUGGACCUGUACAGUGGUGGCCAGCAGCUGCAGAUCUUCCAGCCAGCCAUUUACAGAUGUUUUGUGCAACAGGAACUGAUUGCCCAGUUCAACCCCGCAGCCUCUGUGGAUCUGUUGGAGGCUGAGAGUCAAUCCAAAGGCCCAGGGCAGCGGCAGUUCGGCAAGGCAGACUCGGUUCUCAGGGGCCUGCAGCUGGUGCUGCUGAUGGUCUCUGUACUGGUUGUGGGAGGGCUUCUCUGUAAGGUGGUCUUCCGUCCCAUCCAAGGCAAGAAGAAUCAGGUCCUCCUGGUGAAAUAA
Molecule: messenger RNA, 1086 nt
Organism: Onychomys torridus (southern grasshopper mouse)
Lineage: Eukaryota; Metazoa; Chordata; Mammalia; Rodentia; Cricetidae
Product: protein FAM187B-like
Exons: 2
Coding region: 1-1086 (361 amino acids)
Source: RefSeq, a predicted model, not a curated record